GACAACCUUAAAUUCGAUUUUUCCGACAACCUCCUCAACUCCGUCCUUAUAAAACUCAAACUUCAUCCAAACGCAUCGCUACAUUUCUUCAAAUUAGCUUUACGGAAACAGUAUUUCAAACCCCAUGUACAAUCUUACUGCAGAAUGGUACAUAUAUUGACGAAAGCAAGAAUGUUCGAUGAAGCUCGGUUUUAUUUAUCCGAGGUUCUGGAACUUUCUAGAAAUAAGAAAUCCGUUUCGUUUUUAUGGGAUGAAUUGACGGCAGUAUAUAGAGAGUUCAAGUUUUCGCCUACGGUUUUUGAUAUGGUGUUGAGGAUUUAUGCGAAAAAAGGGUUGGUCAAGAAUGCAUUGUAUGUGUUUGAUGAAAUGCUUAAAUGGGGUCGUGUGCCUAGUUUGGGUUCUUGUAAUAGUUUGUUGAAUAGUUUGGUUAAAAAAGGUGAUUUUUUUACUGUUUUUUGUGUAUAUGAUGAGAUGAUAAAGAUGGGUUUUUGUCCUGAUGUGUAUACUUGUAGUAUAAUGGUUAAUGCGUAUUGUAAGGACGGGAAAGUUGAUAAAGCUGAGAUUUUUGUUGAAGAAAUGGAGAAGAUGGGGUUGGAGUUGAGUAAUGUUAUUUAUCAUAGUUUGAUUAAUGGGUAUGUGGAGAAGAAGGAUCUUAAGGGUGUCGAAAGAGUGUUGAGGGUGAUAGAUGAAAGAGGAAUUUCAAGAAAUGUAGUUACGUUUACGUUGUUGAUUAAGGGUUAUUGUAGGUUGUGUAAGAUGGAGGAAGCAGAAAAAGUGUUUAGGGAAAUGAAGGAAGUGGAUGAGCAGGCGUAUGGUGUGUUAGUUGACGGGUUUUGUCAGAUGGGGAAAAUGAAUGAUGCUGUUAGGAUUCGGGGUGAAAUGCUAAAUUCAGGGUUUAAUAUGAACCUGUUUGUCUGUAAUUCUUUGAUAAAUGGGUACUGCAAAGCUGGUAAAAUAAGCAAUGCCGAACAGAUUGUCAGGAGUAUGAUCGACUGGAAUCUGAAACUUGAUUCUUAUAGCUAUCACACCCUUUUAGAUGGUUAUUGUAGGGAAGGACUGAUGCCAAAUGCAUUCAACCUCUGUGAUGAGAUGAUUCAGAAUGGUAUCAAUCCAACAGUUGUCACUUACAACACUCUACUAAAAGGAUUAUGUCGGGAAGGUGCCAUUGAUGAUGCUUUGCAUCUUUGGAAUUUGAUGCUUAAAAGAGGUGUUAUUCCUAAUGCAGUUGGAUAUGGUAUUCUCUUAGAUGCAUUUAUUAACAUGGGAGAAUUUGAAAAAGCUUUGGUCUUGUGGAAACACAUUCUAGCAAGAGGGCACCAUACCAAAAGCAGGAUUCUUUUAAAUACGAUGCUCAAAGGAUUCUGUAAGAUGGGGAAAAUGGUUGAAGCCGAGCUGUUUUUUAACACAAUGGAGGAGUUUGGCUGUUCCCCUGAUGGAAUAGCUUAUAGGACCCUAAGUGAUGGGUUUUGUAAAGCAGGAGACAUUGAAAAAGCUUUAAAAUUAAAGGAUGCCAUGGAACUCCAUAAUAUUCCUGUUACGGUUGAAAAUUUUAAUUGCCUUAUUAGUGGACUUAUAAAGGCUGGUAAGUUUAGCAAAGUCAAAGAUCUCCUUAGUGAAAUGCAUGACAGGGAAUUAACCCCUAACGUUCUUACAUAUGGAGCUCUUAUUGCUGGCUGGCUUAAAGAAGGAUUGCCCGAGAAAGCUUUUAAAGCAUAUUUGGAGAUGAGAGAGAAGGGAUUGAAUCCAAAUGUCAUAAUAGUUAGCUCUAUUAUUAGUGGAUUAUACAAACUUGGUAGAAUUGAUGAUGCUAAUAUGCUCCUUCAGAAAAUAGUGGAUGUAAACUUGUAUCCCGAACUGAAACAUAUUUACAGUUUUUCAAACUCUAAGACAGUACUGCCUGAUGCACAGAAAAUUGCAGAUUCCAUUGAUAGAAGUGUAACAAAAUG
Molecule: messenger RNA, 1946 nt
Organism: Capsicum annuum
Lineage: Eukaryota; Viridiplantae; Streptophyta; Magnoliopsida; Solanales; Solanaceae
Product: putative pentatricopeptide repeat-containing protein At1g19290
Molecular function (GO): protein binding
Source: RefSeq, a predicted model, not a curated record